Molecule: messenger RNA, 1101 nt
Organism: Salvia miltiorrhiza (redroot sage)
Lineage: Eukaryota; Viridiplantae; Streptophyta; Magnoliopsida; Lamiales; Lamiaceae
Product: transcription factor bHLH104-like
Exons: 5
Coding region: 276-971 (231 amino acids)
Biological process (GO): intracellular iron ion homeostasis; regulation of DNA-templated transcription
Molecular function (GO): protein dimerization activity; DNA-binding transcription factor activity
Source: RefSeq, a predicted model, not a curated record
AAUAAUGUAAAAUUUUGGCAAUAUUUCAACAAACGUGACAUAAUCCAUCCAUCUCGAUCACAUCCUCAUAAAAAAAGCAUGCAGCAACGACUUGAAUCUGCAACUUGCUAGUUUUGUUAAUCCAAUAAUUGAGUCCAUCAUCCUCUCACCCUGCCUCUGUUUCCGACCUCCCAAAAAUCAUUCCUCAUUUUACCCCAAAUUUUCCAUCAAAUUCCAAAUCGAUUUCUCCCAAUUCUCUGUCGAUGAUUUCAAAGCUCGGAACCUAGCUCCGCGAGAUGCAAAAUCAACACGUCCAUUCCUUCACCGAGAACUGCUGGUGCGAUGUAAUCGAUUACAGCAGCCUCCUGGACGACGACGGCGCGCCGCCGCCGGCGUUUGUUUCCGAGCGUCCGCCGCCGCCGUCGGAAAUUGUUUGUAUGUCAAUUGAUGCCACACACAGUGAAGUUACAACACUUGAGGAGAGAGGCUCCUCAAGAAAGAGGGGACGUUCUGAUCAAAAUGGUGGGAUAGGAGCAAAAGCAUGUCGUGAGAGAGAGCGCAGAGGAAAAUUGAAUGAAAGAUUCUUAGAACUCUCCGCCAUUUUGGGACGCGAAAGACCUUUUAAAACCGAAAAACUGGCCAUGCUUAGUGAUGCCAUCAGACUCCUAAACCAGCUCAAAACUGAAUCUAUGGACUACAUGGAGAUGAACACAAGGCUCCUCGAAGAGAUCAAAAUUUUAAAGGCUGAGAAGAAUGAGCUUCGCGAAGAGAAAGCAAAGCUAAAGGCAGAUAAAGAAAGGAUACAGCAGCAGUUGGAAACCAUGAAUAUUCCUUCAAUUGGGUUCACGGCAUCACAUCCACCUAUGUACGAGGCUGAGGUCAAGAAGGUUCCGAUGCUUCCCAGCUAUGGAUUUGUUCCGAUGUGGCAGUAUUUGCCGCCAUCUGUCCGAGACACGACUAUUGAUCAUGAACUCAGGCCUCCUGCUGCUUGACAUUUUUGGACAAGAUUUAUCAUGUCACUUAUAAAUGUUUUGUCAUGCAUCAUUGUAAAUAACCACCACACUCUCUUGGAAUGACUUCUUGUCACUUUUCAUAGUGUUUAUACAGUUAUGAUUCCUAUCU